Molecule: messenger RNA, 2500 nt
Organism: Eptesicus fuscus (big brown bat)
Lineage: Eukaryota; Metazoa; Chordata; Mammalia; Chiroptera; Vespertilionidae
Product: disintegrin and metalloproteinase domain-containing protein 18
Exons: 21
Coding region: 37-2310 (757 amino acids)
Biological process (GO): proteolysis; cell adhesion; binding of sperm to zona pellucida
Cellular component (GO): plasma membrane
Molecular function (GO): metalloendopeptidase activity
Source: RefSeq, a predicted model, not a curated record
UCCGCCUUGGCUGUGUUCCUGAGCUCUGGCCCAGCCAUGAUCCUACUCCUUGCACUGCUCACUGAGCUUGGAAGGCUGCAUGCCCGCAUGGAUUCUGAAGGAAUAUUUCUGCAGGUGACAGUUCCACAUAAAAUAAAGUCAAGUGAGAGUGAAGGUAUAAAGAGGCAGGUGAUUUAUAUCAUUACAAUUGAUAAAAAAUCAUAUACUCUGCAUCUCACAAAAAGCUCAUUCUUAUCCCAGGACUUUUUGGUUUAUACAUUUAAUGAAACUGGAUCUUUGCAUACUGAUUCUUCAUAUUUUAAGAUGCAUUGCCAUUACCAAGGAUAUGCUGCAAACUUUCCAAAUUCAGCUGCAACACUCAGCAUAUGUUCUGGUCUCAGGGGAUUCCUUCAGUUUGAAAAUAUCAGCUAUGGAAUUGAACCAUUGGAAUCUUCAGCAAGAUUUGAGCACAUAAUUUAUCAAGUAAAAAAUAACAAUACAGAUAUACCAAUGUUAGUAGAAAAUUACAGCAAUAUUUGGCAGAAAAAACAGACCUAUAAAGAUUAUUUAAGCUCACAGGAAAUAACUCUUUCAAAACUAUUACCCCAAUAUCUAGAAAUGCAUAUUAUAGUGGAAAAAGCUUUGUAUGAUUAUAUGGGGUCUGAAAUGAUGGCUGUAACCCAGAAAAUUAUCCAAAUUAUUGGCCUUGUGAACACUAUGUUUACUCAAUUAAAAUUGACUGUGAUACUGUCCUCCUUGGAAUUGUGGUCAGAUAAAAACCAAAUUUCUACCAACGGGGAUGUUGAUGAAUUAUCAAAAAGAUUUUUGGCAUGGAAAAGGGAUUAUCUUAUCCUACGGCCCCAUGACAUAACAUUCUUACUUAUUUACAGGAUACAUCCUAAAUAUAUGGGAGCAACAUUUUCUGGCAUGAUAUGCAAUAAAAGCUAUGAUGCUGAUAUUGCUGUGUAUACAGAUGCAAUAACUUUGGAAGGAUUUUCAGUUAUCAUAGCUCAAUUACUUGGCCUUAAAAUAGGCCUAACAUAUAACAACAACAAUGAGUGUUCUUGUCCAAGAGCUACAUGCAUAAUGAACCAUGAAGCAGUGGGUUCCAGUGGUGUAAAGAUUUUUAGCAACUGUAGCAUGCAUGCCUAUAGAUAUCUUGUUUCAAAAUUUGAUGCUAAAUGUCUUCAGAAAUUUCCAAAUUUUCAACCAUUAUAUAAAAAUCAAUCAGUGUGUGGUAAUGGGAUUUUGGAACUUAAUGAAGAAUGUGACUGUGGCAGUGAAGAGGAAUGUCAGUUUAAGAAUUGCUGUGAUUAUAACACAUGCAAACUGAAAGGCUCAGUAAAAUGUGGUUCUGGACUAUGCUGUACACCAGAAUGUCAGAUAUCAGUAGCAGGCACUCCAUGUAGAAAGAGUACCGAUCAAGAGUGUGAUUUUACAGAGUACUGCAAUGGAACUUCUAGUGAUUGUGUUCCUGACACUUACGCAUUGAAUGGCCACUUGUGCAGUUUGGGAACUGCAUUCUGUUAUAAGGGACGAUGCCAAAAUACUGAUUAUCAGUGUGCCAACAUAUUUGGAAAAGGUGCUCAAGGUGCUCCAUUUGCCUGUUUUGAAGAAAUUAAUUCUUUUCGUGAUAGCUUUGGAAACUGUGGUUUUAAAAAUUCACAACCAUUACCUUGUGAACCAAAGGAUGUUCUCUGUGGAAAAUUAGCUUGUGUUUGGCCACAGAAAAAUAAUUAUAAAAAUAAUAUUCAGUAUGCAGUUUAUUCAUAUACUCAAGGGCAUGUAUGCUUAUCCAUCCCUACUGGAUUAUCAAUGAGAUCAGAUACAAGAGAUUAUGGCUAUGUGGCUGACGGUACUGUGUGUGGCACACAAAUGUAUUGUGAAAAUAAAACCUGCAGAGAAAUUCAUUCAAAGAGAUAUAACUGUAAUCCCACUACAAAAUGCAAAGGAAAUGGGAUAUGUAAUAAUUUGGGCAAUUGCCAUUGCUUUCCUGGCUAUCGGCCUCCAGAUUGUGAAUUUCAAAUAGGUUCACCAGGAGGAAGUAUUGAUGAUGGAAAUGUUCAGAAAUCUGCUAUAGUUGUUAUUAAAAAAGACUACAAUGCACAUCAGAACAACUGGCGUUUUCUUAGCUUCUUCCUUGCUUUGCCCUUUUGUAUAUAUUCCAUCAUUGCAAUCAAGAAUCUAAAUGAAAUAAAGAAACUCUGCAACAGAAAGAUCCCAGAAUUUGAUGGGCAAGGGGGAAAAAAAAAACACAGAAAAAAAACCCACAGAUGGAACUAUAUCAGACUAAAAAGCUUUUGCAUUGCAAGGAAACCGUCAACAAAAUGAGAAGACAACCUAUUAAACUGAAGGAUAUAUCUAAACUAAUAAAAGGCAAUUCAACCACUGUACCAGAAAGCACUGAUGUGGACUCAGUAGUGCCAAGAACUCCACAGACAACGGCCAUCUUCUAUAGGAGAAAGUGAUCCCUGAAGGCCUUUAAAAUAUCAGCUUGGGGGAAAUAAAGCUUAUGGCAGGA